AUGUGGUUCACGCACGAUUCUGAAGAGUCUCAAGCACACUCGCAGGUGACUGGUGGGCACAGCGCUAAACUGACCCAUGAGCUCCUUGCCGCUGCCGCGUCCUACGAGGCGGCCCAAGCAUACGAGAAGCACGUCCAGAAGAAUGGAAAACCCGCAAACCAUGCAAAAGCCGUAGAGCUGCUUGCGGCACUGACGGGUGGCUUUGUUGACCGCAUUGCAGAGACCAAGGGAAUGGACGCACUUGAUAAGGAAAAAGCCAAGCAUGCAGCACAUGAACGCGCCAAAGCCGCACUCGAGAAACAAGGAGAAUUUUGAAUGUGCUUUAGUACUGGUAGUUUGAACAUGCGCAUUGCACGAUGGACUUUGAGCAUCACGAUGUAUAAUAUAGGCUAUCUAUUAUAGCGGAUCGAAUUCCAGAAUGUGAAGUCUAGCUUGCAGAAGAAAACACUUCAGUCAGAUAAAAACACGUUGCAAUUCAUCGCACCCAUCAAUUUAGCACGGCCGAAAUCGAAGACAUCAUCGAUCCACUUGAUAUAACUAGAAGAGGACUUUAAG
Messenger RNA from Suillus bovinus, 555 nucleotides. RefSeq lists its product as uncharacterized. Bases 1 to 315 code for a protein of 104 amino acids. NCBI's taxonomy places the organism in Eukaryota, Fungi, Basidiomycota, Agaricomycetes, Boletales, Suillaceae. The record is from RefSeq and is a predicted model, not a curated record. The transcript has 5 exons.